Molecule: messenger RNA, 804 nt
Organism: Hydractinia symbiolongicarpus
Lineage: Eukaryota; Metazoa; Cnidaria; Hydrozoa; Anthoathecata; Hydractiniidae
Product: sperm axonemal maintenance protein CFAP97D1-like
Exons: 5
Coding region: 107-766 (219 amino acids)
Source: RefSeq, a predicted model, not a curated record
CGUUGUGUAAAGCACAUGCCGCUGCAUCUCGUCAAUGUGUGGGUUGGGUUGGUUUGGGUAAACCGAAUUAGAACUUUUUUAGUUUUUUUCCAUUUUGUAAAAAAAGAUGCACAGGGCAUAUCAACCAAUAACUCCAGCAAACAAUAAGCUCCUGAAAAAAAGAUGGGACAUGACAAGAUAUGACAUGCAUCGGAAAAAGGUUCAAUCUGCAAAUGCAGUGCUUGAUAAUCAUCCGCCAAAGACAUAUCUACAUCUGCAUUUGAAAUUAAAGAAAAUGCAAAUUGAGGAAGAGCGAUUAGCUACGGUGGAAAGAGAUAACAGAAUUCUUUUAGAAAAAAUGUCAUACAUCAUGCGCACGAAAGGACGGGUGGAUAAUCGCAAUGAUUACGAGCAUAAAAGCUUAAACAAAACAAAACGACAAAGGGAACUGUUAAGAGUAACUCACGAAAACCAGGCAAUUCUGAAAAGAAUCACUUCAAAGGAACCACACUUAAAUCACUUAAAUUGGGAGGAAGAUUGGGCAACAAACCAGCAAUACAUGGACAACAUCGCGAAAUAUCCGAAGGAUUGGUAUAAACUUAUUGUGCGUAAAACAAGACCUCGUAAAAAGGAUGCUACAUCCGAUGAACAAACAGACACUGAAGAGGCGACGAAACACAUGGAAAGUUUGCCAAAUGAUCGACGAAGAUCGAAAAAUAGUUGCAGCUCUAGUGAAGGUCGAAAAAGUAGAGUUGGCUCGAAGAAGAAAGAGCGUGGUGGUUUUUAAUUUUUAUUGUAAUUUAUUCGCGAAAUAUUUUUUUUUUU